GUUCACCUCACACUCUGACAACGUCACCGCACAAAGGUCACCAAGAGGAGACGUCCAGCGCUGACAAAGGAGGGACAGCACAGAGACACAGCAUGGCCACCAUCACAGAGCUUCAGAAGAUUGGUGUUGGACUGAUGGGAUUCGGUUUGUUCUUCCUGCUCUUUGGGGUUCUGCUGUACUUUGACUCCGUCUUGCUGGCCUUUGGAAAUAUCCUGUUCCUUGCUGGUUUGUGCUUCAUAAUUGGCAUCAGGAGGACAGCACAUUUCUUCUUCCAAAGAAACAAGUUCCGAGGAACACUUUUUUUUCUUGGCGGAGUGACCUUGGUGCUGUUUCGCUGGCCAGUGAUUGGAAUGCUGGUGGAGAGUUAUGGUUUUGUUCUUCUGUUCAGGUCCUUCUUUCCUGUGGCCAUUGGGUUUGUGCUUUCAAUCGUUAACUUACCUUUCCUCAGUGCGUUCCUCCCCAACAGUCAAUCCAUGGUGUGAACACAGCUACACAACAGUGUGGUAAAGGGGAUGCCUGGCUGGUCAGCCAUUCAGACCAGCAAGCGGAGAACCAGAGAAGAAGCAGAGUUUUGUUGAAGGGAUGUUUCUGGUCUUUGUGUUUUGGCAGUGUAAGAUCCAUCCAUUUCUCAGACUUCUGCAGACAUUUGCUUAUAAAAACAGGUUAAAGAUUUUUGUUUUUGAAAAUAAUGCCAUCAAAGCCCUCUGUUUUCGAAUUUCAUAAUAUUCCUCACAUCCCAAAUUUACCUUUUGGGGAUGGUUUUUCAUUUAAAUUUUAACUUUACACAUAAUGUAACAUUUUGUAUUCAAAGGUCUGGUUCAUAAAAUAGGUUUUUAUUGUAAUAGCCAUGUUAUGUCAUAAAAAACUGUACAGGAAGAACUUUUUAAUUGUGAAUGUUCUGUUUUAAUUCUAAUAAAUUAUUAAAUUAGGCA
Molecule: messenger RNA, 932 nt
Organism: Oryzias latipes (Japanese medaka)
Lineage: Eukaryota; Metazoa; Chordata; Actinopteri; Beloniformes; Adrianichthyidae
Gene: golt1a
Product: golgi transport 1A
Biological process (GO): retrograde transport, endosome to Golgi; endoplasmic reticulum to Golgi vesicle-mediated transport
Cellular component (GO): endoplasmic reticulum; membrane
Source: RefSeq, a predicted model, not a curated record